GUUGUUGUUGUUUUUCUUAUUAAACAACUAAUUGACAUUGCUUUUUUUUCUUUUUUUUUCCCUUUUUUUCUUUCUCGCUUAUCGGAUAAAAUGACCAUGUCACGUCGAGAUGAGAUAGUAGCUCGUUUAAAACAUUUUAAUGGUGGUGAACAGUAUGAUGUCAUUGACAUUGUAGGUGAAGGUGCUUAUGGUGUUGUUUGCUCUGCUGUUCAUAAACCAACAGGUCAAAUGGUUGCUAUAAAGCGUAUUUUACCUUUUGAUCAUGCCAUGUUUUGUCUUCGAACUCUUCGUGAAAUUAAACUGUUAAAGUAUUUUAAUCAUGAAAACAUAAUCUCAAUUCUUGAUAUCAUGAAGCCAAAGUCAAUUGAAGAUUUUACUGAAGUGUAUCUUAUCCAAGAAUUAAUGGAGACAGAUAUGCAUCGUGUUAUUCGUACUCAAGAGCUCUCAGAUGAUCAUUGUCAAUAUUUUACUUAUCAAACGCUGCGUGCUCUAAAGGCUAUGCAUUCUGCUAAUGUUCUUCAUCGUGAUUUAAAGCCCUCCAAUUUAUUGCUCAAUGCUAACUGUGAUUUAAAGAUUUGUGAUUUAGGUUUAGCAAGAUCGUCUAAUUCAGCCGAUGAGAACAGUGGAUUUAUGACAGAAUAUGUAGCAACACGUUGGUAUCGAGCACCGGAAAUUAUGUUGACGUUUAAGGAAUAUACCAAGGCAAUUGAUGUUUGGUCAGUGGGAUGUAUUUUGGCUGAAAUGUUGAGUGGGAAACCAUUAUUUCCGGGUCGAGACUACCAUCAUCAAUUAACCUUGAUCCUUGAUGUUCUUGGCACACCUACAAUGGAUGAUUUUUAUGGAAUUAAAAGCCGUAGAGCUCGUGAUUAUAUUCGUAGUCUACCUUUUAAAAAGAGGAUUCCGUUUGCAAAGCUAUUUCCAAAUGCAAAUCCACUUGCCGUGGAUUUACUUGAGAAAUUAUUAACAUUUAAUCCAGUAAAACGUAUUACAGUUGAAGAAGCAUUGAAACAUCCUUAUCUUGAACCUUAUCAUGAUCCUGAUGAUGAGCCUGAUGCUCCACCAAUUCCUGAAAGCUUUUUUGAUUUUGAUAGAUACAAAGAUCAACUUACAAAAGAACAACUUAAGCAAAUGUUAUAUGAUGAAAUUGUUCAUUAGAGUUUUAAAAGAAAAGAAAAGAAAAAGACUUGAUGUCUACAUUAUACAUGCAUAAUUCAUGUACAAUGUAUUCAUGACACAAAUAUAUACAACUCGAC
Cokeromyces recurvatus is the source of this 1253-nucleotide messenger RNA. Its product is annotated as mitogen-activated protein kinase. NCBI's taxonomy places the organism in Eukaryota, Fungi, Mucoromycota, Mucoromycetes, Mucorales, Mucoraceae. The coding region runs from base 91 to 1155 and encodes 354 amino acids. The transcript has 9 exons. Gene Ontology annotation, biological process: intracellular signal transduction; protein phosphorylation. Gene Ontology annotation, molecular function: ATP binding; MAP kinase activity. Gene Ontology annotation, cellular component: nucleus; cytoplasm. The record is from RefSeq and is a predicted model, not a curated record.